Molecule: messenger RNA, 267 nt
Organism: Spirodela intermedia
Lineage: Eukaryota; Viridiplantae; Streptophyta; Magnoliopsida; Alismatales; Araceae
Source: the annotation of a GenBank genome assembly
AUGCCGGAGGAGCUCACCAGCGCGACGGCGUCCCUGGCGGCGACGGCGAGGAUGUCGGCGCAGGAGACUAUCCCCGGGCAGGACGCCUCCAGCUCCAGCUUGAUGCCGUCGACGACCUCGAAGCCUCUGAGGGAGUUCGCAUUCGGUCCGGCGGUCUUCUCUCCGGCGAACGCCGGCGAGUCAUCCAGCAGCACCGACCCGUCGCAGCCCUGCGCCGGAGAGAGAGAGAGCUUAGAGAUCGCCGGAGCCGGAACUGGACAAUACUAG